AUGCCUCUGUUUCUCAUCUUACCCAUUUCUGAAAUUGUAAUCACACACACAGCCGAUGGUGGUCACCUUGUGAGCAUGAGCUCCUUGUGGAUACCGCCUGUGUUCUCACAGUUUGUCUGGCUGUGCGAAGAGAUGCACUCUGCUUGCACAAAUUCAAUUAACGAGACUGCCACUACCACGGACUCGCUGCUACUGCUGCUGCUGCUGCUGCUGCUACAAGUCCUACGCAAUUCUGUCGUCUACGAACAACGCCACAUCGUGCGAUACGGCGACUUCAUCGGUUCUGUGGUGGACCACGAACUGCACUACAUCCUACGCUUCUCUGAUGGAGCCAGGAUUCGAGUCCACGAGACGGCUGUGAAUUGCUUUAAACUCCGAGAGGCCAUCCCCAGUGACUGGUCUGGUGACGAGUUCUACGAGGGCACUGUCAUCAGUGGAGACGCUCGCAGUCUUGCUUAUCGCGCCCCCGAGGCCAUUGUGCGUUGGCACACCGCUGACUCCAAGUCGGCCGCUGGGAGGACCCAUAUUGACGAAGAGGUCGACUUUCUACCCUUCUUCCUCAACGAAACAGCCAAGCACAAUGCCAUUUGGUUGGCCGGUCUUCGGCGUCGUACCAAGGUGGACCUCCUUGUUGAGGAAAUGAUUCCUAUAAGAGCAAAGUUCCAUAUGAUGGAAACGGACGUUAAGGACACCGGCAGCGGACGACCCUCGACGAUUCUCGGUACUGACUUGCAGAAACUCCAAUCCAUCCACCCCUACCCGUGGUCGUUUUGCUCUAUUCGAGACAUCUUUCAGUACACCCUCAGACCGGAGGAUAAACUUUACGACAUGGCCCACUUUGGUAAUUUGGAGGGCCUCUUUUACCGGCACAUGACUGGCCAAGAUCUCACCUCUGCGCAGUUUCAUGUCUCCUCUAGCCAGGCGGCCAACAACGACUCUAGUGGCCAGCUAUCUACCGAUAGCCAGCCAAAGGCAUCUCCAGAAUCCUCCAAGCCGUCGCCUUACCACGUUCCCUUAAAU
Messenger RNA from Dibothriocephalus latus, 1020 nucleotides. The record is from the annotation of a GenBank genome assembly. NCBI's taxonomy places the organism in Eukaryota, Metazoa, Platyhelminthes, Cestoda, Diphyllobothriidea, Diphyllobothriidae.